Messenger RNA from Effrenium voratum, 2013 nucleotides. The record is from the annotation of a GenBank genome assembly. NCBI's taxonomy places the organism in Eukaryota, Dinophyceae, Suessiales, Symbiodiniaceae.
AUGGCUUCUUCGUGGCUGCUUCCUGUGCUGUUCCUGGCCGCAACUGGUUUGAAGAAGUCAUUGCCAGAGGGGCCGAUCAUCGCAGCUUGGCAAAACUGGGGCGCCUGCAAUGAGACGGAGACUCUGCAGGCUGUCGAGCGGGGCGUGAACGUCGUGUUUUGGUUUGCCACGAACCUCAUCAAAGACCCGAGCACUCAGCAGCCGCUGAUCGUCGGCGGUCCGAACAUGGCCUGCAUGGCGCGCGUGCGAAAGAAGAUCGAAGAGAAGGGUCUGGCAAGCGCCCAUCUUAUCACCAUAGGCGGCUGGAACCAGCCGCAUCCCAACACUUCGUUUUCUGGCGCAGAGUGGUUUCAGGCCUGGCAUCACUGGAACUCGGCGCUGCCGAAGCCCUUCGAUGGCUUCGACUGGGACCUGGAGGGCAACGACAACCUGGUCUCCAGGUGGAACAAGUUCUCGCCGGCGGUCAUGCAGGUGGUGGUGGACAUGUCUGCGGCCGCGAAAGCGGCGGGGUAUUUGGUGACCAUGGCGCCUCCCACCACCUACUUCCGGAAGCUCAGAAACCACAGAUGGCUGUGGGUCAAGAAGGUGCCCAAAAUGGCUUGCCCUGGCAAAUGGAAGCGGCGGGAGUUCAACCUGUACUUGAACAACACCGACCCGGACUACCACCCGGAGUUUUUCUACCGAGGCAUGAACAGCUACGCGUACAUGUGGGCGGCAGCUCCCGCUGACACCUUCGACCUGGUCUCCGUACAGCUCUAUGAGAACUACAGCCCUGCGCUCCAGGCUUUGCAGAGUGGGAUGUCCUGCAGCCAGUACUUGGCCUCGUUCGCCAAGGACUUCGUGGAUGGUUGGGUGGUGAACUUUAAUGACACCUCGCUGCCCUUGCAGGGUGAGAUCACCAUCAAGGUGCCGGCCUCAAGGCUGCUGAUCGGCCUGAGCUUCGGCAACCCCAAGUCUGCGUACUUCCCUCCAGAGGCGGCGGGAGAAGCCUACGAGGCCGCAACAUCUCAGGAACGUCCUCGGGGCUAUGCUUUCUGGAUGAUCGCCAUGGAGGGCAUGCAUGCCAAUGGCACCAACGUGUCUGUGAGCUUCGCUUCUGGCUUGAACUCCUUUUUGCGCGGUCAGUACGUCAAGCCCACGCCGGAGGAGCCCCGGGGCUACACCGCGCGGAGGCUGCGGACCCUGCCGCACGAGGGCGAGCCUUUCACGCAGGGCCUGGAGGUGGUGGAUGAGGACACGCUGAUUGAGACCAGUGGCGCCUACCCGGCCGGCACUCAAUCUCUCAUCCGCCUGGUGGACGUCCACACAGGCAAAACGAAGCAGAGCAGCACUCUAGAGGGCUUUGCUGAGGGUGUUGCGAAGGUUCCGGACGGCUGGCUGGUGAUCCCGUACACCAACCACAAGGCGCUGAAGUUCGGGACCAACUUGGAGCUCGUGGCAGAGCAAGACUUCCCCUUGACCCAGGGCUGGGGCUUCGCGCGGGACGAGAAAAGGGACAGGUACCUGGCGACCAAUGGCACGCAGUACGUCAUGGAGCUGAAUUCUCAGCUGAGACUAGAAAGCGUGGCUCCAGCGACCUGCCUGGGCCAGACAGUGCCCGGCCUCAACGAGUUGGAGCUGGUGGAGGACUUUGCAGACCAGGGCCCCAUGCUCUUUGGGAAUCUCUACAGGACUCGGUGGGUGAUUGGACUAGACCCUGAGACCUACCAGUGUAAGUGCUUCUUCAACUUAGACGGCUUCGGAGACCAGCCCGCCAACGAGCGCAACGGCUUUCACGUGGCCAACGGCAUCGCCUAUCUGAAGAAGAGCCGAACGUUCAUUGUUACUGGUAAGAACUGGCGCGAGAUGUUCGAAAUCUCGCUGGAGGAGCAGCCAGAUAGCUCCGCUUCACAAAUGGCGCUGGCCCAAUCGCUGCAGCAGCUGCUGUCGGAGUCGCUCCUGCAGCUUCCGACGCCGCGGCGAAUGCGCAGGGCGACCGUUCAGUCGCCCCAGGCUCUCCAGGUAGGCUCGUGA